AUGCCCUCCCCAUCGCCCACCCGCGAGCGGGAGGAGGACCGUCCCCGCAACCGAUCCCGCGACCGCGACCGCGACCGUCCCCGCAAGACCGGUGGCGGCGGCUUCCGCUGGAAGGAGAAGCCAUCGCGCGCCGUAUUCGAAGAGGAGCGCGACCGUGAUCGUGGCGGCGCCGGCGACGACAAGCUACAGCGCGGAUACCGAGCCAACCGUAGCCCGCCGCGACGCCGCUAUGACGACGAUGACCGCCGCGACAGGCGUGACGACAGCAGGGGAGAUCGCGAUAGGGGAGACUACCGCCGUCGCAGCAGGAGUCCGCGCGACCGCGAGAGGAGGGAUCGAAGGCGCGAGGAGAAGAGACGCGAGGUGGAAGACGACAGGCUGGGCGUAGCGGACAAGUUUGGUGGAGGGGCUGCCGCUGGUCCGCGUAAGGAGGGAAGGAAGGAGAAGAAGCCUCAGCCAAAGGUCGCGCCGACACAGGAGCCUAUGAUCAUUGUGACCGUUAAUGAUCGGCUGGGUACGAAGGCUCAAAUUCCAUGCCUGGCUUCUGAUCCGAUCAAACUAUUCAAGGCCCAAGUUGCCGCGCGCAUCGGCCGCCAACCACAUGAGAUUAUGCUGAAGAGGCAAGGAGAACGUCCGUUCAAGGACCAGCUGACUCUGGAGGACUACGGCGUCAGCAAUGGAGUGCAACUGGACCUUGAGCUCGAUACUGGCGAUUAA
This is a messenger RNA of Lasiodiplodia theobromae, 717 nucleotides long. Its product is annotated as Ubiquitin. Gene Ontology annotation, cellular component: nucleus; cytoplasm. The transcript has 3 exons. Lineage: Eukaryota; Fungi; Ascomycota; Dothideomycetes; Botryosphaeriales; Botryosphaeriaceae. Gene Ontology annotation, molecular function: protein tag activity; protein binding. Bases 1 to 717 code for a protein of 238 amino acids. The record is from RefSeq and is a predicted model, not a curated record. Gene Ontology annotation, biological process: mRNA splicing, via spliceosome; protein modification process.